Messenger RNA from Pollicipes pollicipes, 9308 nucleotides. Its product is annotated as location of vulva defective 1. Gene Ontology annotation, biological process: detection of mechanical stimulus. The record is from RefSeq and is a predicted model, not a curated record. The transcript is spliced from 3 exons. Gene Ontology annotation, cellular component: membrane. Lineage: Eukaryota; Metazoa; Arthropoda; Thecostraca; Pollicipedomorpha; Pollicipedidae. Gene Ontology annotation, molecular function: calcium ion binding; protein binding; calcium channel activity. Bases 273 to 7691 code for a protein of 2472 amino acids.
GCAGAUCGCGCAGGGCGCGCCCGUCCUGCUGGACUACGAUUUCGGCACAGCCAACAUUCCCAGCGUCUCGGAGGCGGUUGACCGGCCUGUGUUAGCGGCCGAGACGUUUGAACAGACCGUCUCGUACGCGGCUUCGGGCGUGUACACGGUGCGUGUGACGGGUCGGAACCAGCAUUCGGACCCCGUCCGCGCCGACCUUCUGCGCACUCACGCUGAUCGUGCAGCAUCCGGUCAAACCCGACUGGCAGCUUAUCAACACAACUGACAGCCGGAUGCUGGUGGUUCUUGACCCGCCGGUGCCGGCCGAAGUGAUGCUUCAGCUGCGGCUGCCCAGCGCCGUCCAGCUACCGACCAACGCAUCUCUGGCGGUCGAUUUUGGCGAUGGGCUCGCCAUGAGUGUCUCGCUGUCGGAUACGACCAUCAACCUGGACGACGCCACGCCAUCAUCGUCGGCUGUUGACGGAUUUUUCGUGGCCCCUUUCGAUCACUCGUACUCCAGCAAGGGAAUUUACACUGCGACCGUGAUUCUCUCCAACCGCGUCAGCGAGCAGCAGUAUAGCACAAUAAUAAUGGUCGAAGAUAAAAUUAUUGGUCUACAACCCUCAAUCCGGCAGCAACAAGACGACAGAACAGUGGAACUGGAAACUGGAAGGGGAGAUCUCAGCAACGAGUACAGGAAUGACCGGAAUUUGACAAUUUUCUUCUCACUGGUCCAGGGAACAAUGACGAAAGUCACUGUUUAUAACAAUUCUGAGACGGAUAUGGAAAUCAUAUACACUCAUGUGUUCGUCGACAAGAAUAACCCGGCCUUAGAAACAAUAACGAUCCACAUCGCCACCAAUCAGUUACUGAAUUUGUCAUUUGUGGCAGAGAAUUCUUACGAGACCACUCCACAAGUGGUGGCGACGAUUGCUAUCGUCUUCCCCAUAACGGAGAUCACGAACCUGAAGAUAUCUAUGGACAAGCUGCAACCGCCGGACUUCAAGCUGAAAUCAUUCACGGUCGAUUUCGAAACCGCCUCCACGCAGGAGUUAUGCUUGGCAGUCAAGUACGGGGACGCUUCCCCCAGGGUUUCCUAUGGCGAUGAAGGCAUGUGCAACCAGAUGUUUCCUGAUGCAGCGAACAUGCCCAAUGAACUGACACAGCCGAUGAAGUUGCAGUACCAGUACCGCAGUAAAGGCACCUACAACGUGACCGUGGAUCUAUUCAACCCAAAGGACCAUGAAACAUAUGAAAUGCUUUUAAGUGUGUCUGAUUUGCCGUGCACCAAUCCUGACGUAACUAUUGCGGGAGCGUCAGAAAAUCGAGAGGAGCCCCCACACUACCUGAUGUCACAAAACAUCAUUUUAAGAGCUGAAAUAACUCUGGACUGUGGCACAACUCUGUCGACCAAAAAACGUUGGCAGGCCUUCAUGAUGAGACCCGGAACGCCGCGGUCGGCUUUCAUUAUGUACGAGCUGCCGUCGUGGGAUAAAACCGAACUGCUGCUGCCAAGCAACUUCCUGAAGCCAGGCCUUCACAAGGUAACAUUCACUCUGACCAUGGGCGAAAACGGAGCUAUGGGUGAGGACCUGUUUCAAACAACGGCUCAAGCAUACCUGCAGGUGGAUCGCACGCCGCUUUAUGCGGGCAUGAUCCGAGGCGCUGUGUCCAAGAUUGACUGUGGAUGGAGCCAAAAGAUUAUCUUGGACGCAAUGACCUACUCUACCGACCCAGACGCGCCAGAACAGAAAGACUUCACGUACGAGUGGUAUUGCAGAAGGCUUGGUGAGACGCUGCCGAGGAACGAGACCGGGGCUGCUACAGUACCCGCCCAGCUCCUGUCUCCUCGUAGUGCCGGCGGGCCGGUCCCAUCUCCAGAUCUGGGAGGCUGCUUUGGGGAGGGCCCAGGUCCACUGGCAUUCUCUGGCGGUCGACUGAACAUCAGUGCAGACAUUCUGCAGCCCUACCGACAGGCAUUGACAUUUGCUUUCACAGUUGUGGUCAUGAAAGAUACAAGGAAGUCAGAGGCAGAAGUGCAAGUUGCUAUGGUUGAUGGGAAUCCGCCAAGGAUUGAAGUCCAGUGUGCUGACGCUGUUCUUUGUGCGCCCGCUGUCACAGGUGUCAUGGUAAACGUCCAGCAUAACCUGGGCCUGCGUGGCGACUGCGUCGAGUAUUGUGAUCCCCAGCUCACCUGGUCUUGGGUAUUGUCCGCGGUUGAUGGAGACACAGUUACACCAAUAUCCAACCAGGAUCAAUACCUACCCAUCAGCGACACAAAUGAAGUACGGAUAUCGAACAAACUUUACUCGGAUCAUCCCGACAUCAAGCAAUUCCACGUCGGACUGCAAGCGAGUAACGGAGUAGUAGGUAACCCGAGCGGGACCGCCACAUACUUUAUCACUGUCAAUCAGCCGCCAGUGGUCGACGGGAAGCUGUGUGCCUGCCAGUCCACCAGCAAUGCCAGCCUGGCACUUGUUGGCACUUUCUCAAUUACAUGCCAGAUGCCUGUCGACCCUGAGGGACGUCCAAUUCGCAAGGUUGCAUUCUCCUCGGAUGUUACCGGCCCCACAGGCAAAACCGAAAGUAAAAAAUUGGACGUUAUUUCUCCAGGUGCAUCCGACCAACAGAUCCAGAUCACCGUGCGUCCAAGCUUGGGCGUUAAUCAAAUCCAGUACGUGGCCGAAGACCAGCAGGGAGCUACGGCGCGCAAAUCUGUCUGCUCAAUCUCCUCUGACAUGCCAACCGAGGAACAGUACAACGACUUCAUGGCUAGCGACCUGGUGAGGAGCAUGACUGGGACUGGGGAUGCGAGCACCGCAUUUGCCAUCGCCCAGGCGAAGGGCUCUGUGACCACAACGGCGACGUGGGUCACCGGCCUGUCCGGUCAGCAGAAGGACGAUUACGAAGUCAAAGAAUCUGCUGAAUGGGCUGCCAUUCUGAAAACUGUUCUUAACAAGGCUGCCGUAGGCAAGGAAGAGCUAAGUUUGGUAGCAAACGUGGUACGUACGAGCACUGAGAGGGCAUCGGACGAGGUCCUGAAGCUGGACAUGGAGAAUCUGGAACUUGUAAAUCAACUGCUCAUGAAAUGUGCAUUAGGGCUGAAGGACGCCGGAUUUGCAACUCCCGAGGAAAUGCAGAAUGUUCUUCAAGACGUGUUGCAUUCGGUAAGCAUAAUGAAGAAAAACUUAGUCAAAGUUGCUCGAGAUGAAUCAUGCGAGUCCAUUUCACCCUCAGAUUUAAGGAAAGCACCACUGAUGCACGUUGAGAACACCUUAGACUAUGAUGCUGAGCCGAAGGCGCUUUCGUACGAAAUGGAAUUGAAGUGCAAUGUGCGGGACAACGUACUGGCGAGGUCUGACGCCCUGGUAGAUGAUCUGACAAGGAUUGAGACAUUAGUGGAACAGGCGCCAAUACCGGGCAUGGUGGCAAAUGACCGCCUUGUAUUGAAUCAUGGCGGCGGUACAACUGUGACGACAAUGGCACCAAACGUGAGCAGUUUAAAUAUGUCGUUAGGAAUGAGUGAAGUGAAGAUGCCGGAUGGGUUUGAUGUCGGUGAUGGCAAACCCGUGGCUGUGACGAUAUCAGAUACUGCCGUGAACGCGAAAACAGCCGUGAAAGGUGCAGAAAUGGUCUCAUCCGAGUCGCAUGUCGUAUCCGUCGGCUUUGCCGAUCGAAAUCUGCAGCAUAUCCCGGUGAACAAUCGUACUCCGGGGAUUGAACUGAAAAUACCUCAGAACAACCGGCGUGGCCAGGAUGGGAACUGCUCUACGUGCCCAACUCCUCCGCAGUUAGUAAAUGGAACCGAUGCUCUUAAGGGAAAGUUCCUCUCCAUCGUGUUCUCUGAAUUCAACAUCACCAAGCCCAAAAGCGCCUUUAACAUUGAAUUUCAUCCUGAAGGCGAUUCUGUGGAAGAUUUCUUCGUGAUGGUGAGCUUUAAUCGCAUGCCGACGCUUCGGAGGCAUUCGCUCUUUAAGAUGGUGAGCCACUUCCCGUUCGUGACGAGCCCAGAAAAUGGAACCACGGAUAACUUUACGAGCCACAGACUGUUUGUUAGCAGCGAAUGGGUUUCCAAUCGACAGGGUAGGGUGUUUGUCGGCGUUGGACAAUUCAAUGAAUCCAGCACCAAGUAUGCGGACGUCAUGAACAUCGUCAACGCUAACCGAAGCGAUUUCAGCGCUUUCAAGAGCCAGGAAAUUCUACGAAACAAACUUACCAUCGACUAUCGUUUGAUAACCUAUUCCUUAUUAUGUACCUAUUUCAACACAACGUUGGGAGAAUGGGACAAUGAUGGCCUAACGGUUAUCACAGCAGACAUCAACUCAGUUCGCUGCGAGAGUUCGCACACGACAUCCUUCGCCUCAGGUUUGUUCGUGCAGCCAAACACGAUUGACUUCGCAUAUGUGUUCGCCAACGCGUCGUUUACGGACAACAUGACAAUCUACAUGACGCUGAUUCUGCUGCUAACUAUGUACCUCCUGCUGCUAAUCUGGGCCCAUUGGCAAGACAAGAAAGAUGUUGAGAAGCUGGGAUCCAUGCCGCUGCCUGACAACAAGGCCAGUGACAAGUACUUGUACGAAAUCAUGCUGUUCACUGGUCACAAAUCCGAUGCCGCUACCGAUUCCUGUGUUUCCUUCUUUCUGUCAGGAGAUGACGACGAGACGGGGUCACGGACCUUCGGGAAGCCCAAUCGCAAAUUCUUCCGAAAGAGCGGCCAAGAUGCGUUCGUGAUGUCCGUUCCAGGCCCACUGGGGGCACUUCAGUACCUGAGAAUUUGGCACGACAACUCAGGAAAAGGCCGCUUCGCCUCGUGGUUCCUGCAAUACGUGCUGAUCCGCGAUGUGCAGACUGGAGAGACGACUACGUUCGUCUGCAACCAGUGGCUGGGCGUGGAGUACGACGACGGCUGUAUCGACAGGCUAAUCCCAGUGGCUGGCAAAGAGCAGAUGCGUGAGUUUGCGCACCUAUUUCCUCACACUUCUCAGCAGACUCUCUCCGAUGGCCAUCUAUGGUUCUCGGUCUUCCUCCGACCACCGCGCUCUCGCUUCACACGAAUGCAAAGAGUCUCCUGCUGUUUUGCGCUCCUCUUUCUCUCAAUGAUGGUUAAUGCCAUGUGGUAUGGCCAAGUGCCGUCAAAGCCGAGCACUGGUGCCCUCAAGUUCGGUCCGCUCGCGGUCUCGCCAGAACAGAUAUCUGUUGGGUUCAUGUCCAACAUCAUUGUUUUUGUGCCAUCCCUCCUUAUUGUAUUCCUUUUCCGAAAGUCGCGCCCAAGGAAGCUGAGAACGUCUCGUAUCGAUGACGCUAUGGCAAAAGUAAAAAGAGACAACGAAGAAAGAGCAACAAGAGCUGCUGCAAUCGACAACAGCGAACGUGUCAAAACCGACGACGACGGGACGGCACCUGCAGGACCCUCCGGACGGAAAUCCAGCAAGAAGUCAAAGACGACAGCAAAGCGAAGGUUCACGCUCCCAUGGUGGGGUACGAUCAUUGGCUGGGUGCUCUGCUUGGUCUGUCUGUUCGGAUCUGCCUUUAUCGUCUACUCGUACGGCAUAACAUUUGGCAACGAAAAAUCCACCAAGUGGAUCACGUCGCUGUUCAUAUCUUUCUUUUCUUCCGUUCUCCUAGUCCAGCCACUCAAGGUGUUCCUCACAGCCAUUGUGAUCUCAGCCAUCUUCAAGAACGUAAACCUGGGCUCUGAUGACGCCAACGAAGAUGAGGAGGAUCCCCAUCUGUCUUCCGACGAGGAAUGGCUGGUGGGGCAUUCCGGCAAGCGUCCGCCGCCCGCCAACGCAGGCAGUCCUUAUGACAAGGAGCUGCUCAAACAGAUUCGCAAGCAAAGAAUGAAGGAAAUUGAAAUGGGUGUUAUCGUCCGAGAAAUCAUCAGCUACGCUCUAUUCUUGUGGAUUCUGUUUGUCUUGAGCUAUGACAAUCGAGACCCAAAUGCAUACUUCCUUCAGAAAAACAUCCAGAACGCUUUUGUAAAAGAGGGAGAUCUGACGAACUUUAACAGGUGGCUGGAUUUCUCCAGGGUGCAUAACACCAGCGCUUUCUGGUACUGGUCCCGCAACGUCAUCCUGCAGGAGCUGCGCGCGCAGACCUGGUACGACGGCAUAACACCCGCCUACGGUUUGAGGGGAUUCCUCGAUGACCGCGUGAACAGAAUCUUGGGUUACGCAAUGAUAAGCCAGGUGCGCUCACUGCCCAACACGUGCAGGAUUCACCAGAGCAUGCGGAGUCUCGUCGGCGGCUGCCACGGCUACACCAGUCUUGUCAAUGAAGACAAGGCCCAUUACUGCGCAAACUGGACUACGCGUGGCUCGGCGGUCGACUGCCGCAGGGGCGAAUAUCGGCACACCUCCGCCAGUGACCUGGAUAGUCUGCCCUUAGUCGCCAAACAGGACGUGUACGGCGGUGGGCGUUACGUGUUUCGGCUUACCGGCAGGCAGUCGCAUAUUUUGGCCAAGAUGACGCAACUGGAAGAGGAGAACUGGAUUGACGAGCUAACUCGCGCCGUUUUCGUAGAAUUCUCAGUGUACAAUGCGCAGGUCAACUUAUUUGGUAUAGGCAACAUGUAUGUGGAGAUAACGCCGGGUGGAGGAAUGCAUCCUGCCUGGAGAUUUGAUGGCAUACGUCUCACAAGACAAGCCGGAUCGCAACUAUUCGUGAUCAUCUGUGAGCUGGUCUAUUGUUUAUUCAUCCUGUAUUUUAUUGUUAGGGAAAUCCGGCUGAUGUGCAAGAUGAAGAAACAAUAUUUUCGAAAUUACGCUGUGUAUGCAGAAUGGUCGAUAAUCCUGUUGUCAUUUGCAGGGUUAGUUGUGUAUAUCAUGCGCUAUGUGGAGACCACCCAGCUUCUGGAUUUCUUCAAGAAAACAUACGGCAACGGAUACGUAGGGCUGCAUUACGCCAAGGCACUUGAUGAUCUAUUUGGAUAUAUUGUUGGCAUCAUCGUCUUCAUAGCCACGCUGAAGUUCAUCAAGCUGCUGAGAUUCAACAGGCGAAUUGGCAUGCUGUCCGCCACCCUGAAACAGACCUGGGGUGAUCUCACUGGAUUUUUUGUGAUCUUUGCUAUUGCGUUCGGCUCGUUCGGUCUACUCUUCAACCUACUUCUGGUAUCAGCAAUGGACGACUUCAAGACUUGGAUAUCUGCAGUAGAAUCCUGUUUUUCCAUGAUGCUUGGCAAGUUUCACUUCUUGGAGAUGUACCGAGGGAGCAUCCUGGCAGCCAUCAUGUUCUUCUUCUUCGCCCUCUACAUGAAUCUCAUCUUCGUCAAUGUUCUUUUGACCAUCAUCAUCAAGGGGUUCGAGCAGGUCAAGAACGAUGUCACCAAGCAGCCGAACGACUACGAGGUGGUGGAAUUCCUGGUCAAUCGGUUCAAGAAAUUUAUGGGCAUUGGUGGCAAUACAGUGAGUCCGCUGAAGGACUUGGUGAAGGAGCAUGAGGCGGGGUCUCAGGCGGAAAAGGGCGAACAAAAUGUCCAGGCGCUGCCUGAUAAGGUUGGCCAAUUCCUGGAGCAAGUCAAUCACAUGUACUUCGACGGAAAUCUGGAGCUUAACAAUAAGAAGUUCUUGAAGAAGACCAUUCGCCAAGGAAAAGAAGAUGGACAUGGCGACCAACCAAGUGCCACGGGAAGAAGGCGUCCAAAGUCCAUGGACGCCUUUCAGUCUCGCGGUUCAAAUCUCUCCAGUGUCGAAAAAGAGCUAGACGACGUGUGAGUGAUUGGGGCAUUCCAGCCAUACCGCUUUGUUGCGGUUGUCAAUGUGCAGUGCAGUCUAUAUAUUCUUCUUACUUUGCGUUAGCAUGCGUUACUCAACCGCUCACAGACCACGAACUCGAAUUGGUGAUAAGUUGUUGCUCAUCAUGGAUUUAGAAGUGGGCAUGCCUUGUAUCCUUUUUGAUGCCUACAGGUAAUGCCACUUCUGUGGUUGUGUACUGUACUGGAAAACUGCCAUAUGUUUCAUUCAAUGCACUUUAUUUUAUAUCAUCGGAAAGGUUAGUACCAGCAUGAAGGCGACAACUUAACAGACACAUUCUUCGAGUCAUACUAUGCCUAAGCUGAGUUCAUGUCAUAUCCGCUAUGUUUUGAGCGUUUUUUCUUCCUUUUCUGAACGGUGGACACCGGACUGAUGACCAGCGCAUGAUCUGACCAGAGAAUUAUUCCGUGUGUCGUGCUCGCACGUUUUGUAGUACUUUUGCGGUACCUCAGGCAUUGUGGUUAGAGCUGUCAUAGUCUGAAACAUUGUUCUUCGUUUUCUGGGAUUUGAGCUCGGCUAGUAUUUCAGAAGAUUUUACAUUCCGCUACUGAUACUAUUCGCGGUAUACAGCCGCACAGUAGUGCAGCAGUAAAGUUUAAAAUGUGGCAUGACAGUAGGAUGCUCAUACCGUGCCCACAGGUAUGUCCACAUGCGUGGCACCGCUACGCGUUGGUAUCAACACAUACUGUAUCUUAUGGGUGUCACGGAUGAGGAAAAACAAGUGAAAAAUGGGGACUGAAAUUCGUCAAAUGAACGAGAACAGCUGUGCAGUAGCACAGAAUGCAGUUUGCUGUGUGUUGCUGUUUGCUGCCGUUUGCAGUAUGUUCUUUGGUUUAGGUCGUGUCUUACCGAAGUAAGCACUCAGUGUGGGAGAUAAUCACUAAUCACUUGUGUUUUACCGCAGACUUUUCCCAAUGCAAAUUUCAACAAAGCCUCCGUGCUGUGUUGAGUGUACGCGCACGAGAUAGCUGAAAUUGGCACGCCAACGUAGCGUCUUCGCUCAUUCUGAGAACUCUGCUGUCACUGUUCUUGCUCAACUUCGCUGUUUAAGGUGCCAUCAAGUACAUGGGCGUAAAAAUAUGAAACAGGUGGCAACGACCCCACUUUUUGAGAAUCGCUCACGUUAGUCCUGUGACGACGCAUGUAAAGGAUCAACUUGAAAAAUGUCACUGUGCCUUCACCUCCCCCUCACACACAUCGUUUCUGAGACGUUCCUUCAUUUAUGAUUAGCUACAUGAUUGUAGUUCGGUCUAUGAGCGUUAAAUGUGUCAUCCUGUGUAUGCCUGUUUGCUCACUUCUUUGUUAAGGCCAUUCAUAUAUUCACAACUGUUUUUGCGACUCUCACACUCGGGUCGUGGAAUAUCAUGGGUGGUAAUAGCGGUGGAUGAUCUUCUGCUUCGACAGAAGAUCAUCCACCUUCUGCGUGCCCUGUUUGUGGCUUUUAACUCUUGCGCGCGCAGUGUAUAUCAUCAUGCUGUGCUCUCAUGUUGUGGCUCAACAUUGCUUAUUGGCGCAGUGAUCGCACUCAGCCGAUCUCAUUUUAAAUAGUCCUCCUUCAUUUUAGAGGAAAAUAUAAGA